AUGACUUACAUACCAAAGAUGCUCUUCAAUAUUUUACUAUUCAUUGGUACUGCAGUUGCUUCUGGAAUUUCUAGUUUUAGCGUUCCAGAAGGUUGUAAGCCAGUAACCCCAGUAAAUCCUGGGUUGAACGCUGUAUUUUAUGACUAUCCGUUUAACAAUUUAGAUUUAGAUAGUGAUAUGGAAUAUAUGUCCUCUGGUUAUAAAGUCAACAACCCUCCUGUCGCAUACGCAUACAAUGUUACUGACCUCAAAAUUGAUUACUAUAUGCAACAAUAUGUUGAGACAGACAUUCAAAAUGUUUAUGGUGCCGAUGUCAAUGUUGCACAUUUCUUGGUUGAACUUACUGGUUAUUUCUAUGCUACUGAAACGGGUAACUAUACUUUCCAAGUUUACGCUGACGAUGGUAUGUUGUUUCGUAUUGGUUCUGGUAUGGCUUUCACUUGUUGCAAUACCGAAGAUUUAGGUAAUACAGGUGGAAUGCUUAGUUUCGGAAUGAGUAAUAAUCCAACAUUUUAUUUAAAAGCCGGUCAAUACUAUCCAAUUGCAAUUACCUAUGCAAACGCGGUCUACUACCUUGCACAACUUGAAUUGACGUACACUUUACCAAGUGGACUUAAGUCCACAGGGGGUGACUUCUAUUUCAAUACUGUCAACGAUCCUCUGCAACCAUGUGCCGCAAACAUUAUAUAUGACACUAUUGUUUGGACAGGAUCAGAUGUUCAAACUUCAACCUUGCCUCACGAUAGUUCAGCAACGGAAUAUACCAUCGACAUCUUCACACCACAACCUACAACCAGUUUUACGAAGUAUUGGACAGGAUCAGAAAUCGUUUCAUCUAUUUACACGGAGAGCUCAACUGUUUUUGUUGAGGUAUUGAAACCUGAAGUUGCCACAACUACUACAAUUACUUGGACUGGCUCUGAAUCCUCUUCCACAACCAUAUACCCUUCCAACGAUGACGGAACCAAAACAAUUGAGGUUUUUGUUCCAGAACCUACAUCUACUUUCACCACAAUUUGGACCGGAUCUGAAGUUAGCAAGUCUACAUAUACUGAAGAUAGUACUGUUUACGUUGAAGUAUUUACACCAGAGGCUGCUAUCACAAGAACUACCGUAUGGACUGGAGCUGAAGCAUCUACUACAACAAUUUACCCAAGCAACUUGGAAGAAACAAUUGUUGUUAGCGUAUUUGUUCCAGAGCCAACUGUCUCCUCCACCAUCGCCUGGACCGGAUCUGAAGCUUCUACUACCACUAUCUACCCAUCCAACUCCGAUGGUACCGUGACCGUUGAAGUCUACACUCCAGAACCAACCGUCUCAACUACCAUUGCCUGGACCGGAUCUGAAGCUUCUACUACCACCAUCUACCCAUCCAAUGCCGAUGGUACUGUGACCGUUGAAGUCUACACUCCAGAACCAACUGUCCACACUCCAGAACCAACCGUGUCAACUACCAUUGCCUGGACCGGAUCUGAAGCUUCUACUACCACCAUCUACCCAUCCAAUGCCGAUGGUACUGUGACCGUUGAAGUCUACACCCCAAUGACUACAAUUAGCACUAGUGCAUUCCCUACCUUUUCUGCUACAUCCUUCAGAACUUCUUCUGACUACGCACAUAUUACUUCAACUUUAGUUCCAAAGUACCUGAACAGCACUAUUACUAGCCUGAGCCAGCAUUCCACAUCUACCCUCUCCAAAAAUGAUAUUUCAACCACUGUUGUUACCGUUACAUCUUGUUCUGAUGGCGGAUGUACUAAGGUUCCUAUUACUACUGGUGCUACUGUUGUCACUGUUACCAACGACGAAGGUAUUACCUCUUACACUACUUUCUGUCCGUUGACUUCCAAAUCUGAUUCUGCACCAACUGGCUCUGAUGUCUCUUCAGCUGCUACCACUGUUCUUUCAGAUUCUACAAUCACCAAGAGCGAUAUUUCAACCACUGUUGUUACCGUUACAUCUUGUUCUGAUGGCGGAUGUACUAAGGUUCCUAUUACUACUGGUGCUACUGUUGUCACUGUUACCAACGACGAAGGUAUUACCUCUUACACUACUUUCUGUCCAUUGACCACAAGUGAUGUUGUCAACCAAGACAUCAAAUCUUCAUCCCCUCAAAAGCCUUCUCUUGAUGCCUCAUUGGAGUACACUAGAUCUGAGACAGAAACAAUACCUGUCACAACAUCUUUAGGUUUUGGUACUCCGUCAGUCACAAUGGCUAUUAAUUCCAAGACAAUAUUAUCAACUGGAGCACACACAACUCAAUCGGCAUCUAUUUCAUCUGUGGGCGCUAAUAUUGACCACAGCCCUAUUCUUUCGGAAGGUAAGGCUAACAAGAAAACAAUUUCGUCUUGUUUGACCUUACUCUCCAUUCUUUUGUUCAUUUAA
Messenger RNA from [Candida] anglica, 2382 nucleotides. Lineage: Eukaryota; Fungi; Ascomycota; Pichiomycetes; Serinales; Debaryomycetaceae. The record is from the annotation of a GenBank genome assembly.